CUUUUUGGUGUUCAUUUCAAGAAAAACAUUUAUUGUUUCAACAUAUUGAUUCUACAAUAGUAACUUGACUAUUCAACUUCAUUCCUUUACACUUAUAUCUAUUCACACGACACACUUCUAUCCUUACAAACUCAUAUAAUGUCAUCAACAACUCCCACAUCGAUUAGGUUGCCUUCGAUAAGCGAAUUAACCUCCCGCUCGUCUCCAAUCAGCGAAGCUCCCUCGCAGUUGUCUCCAAGAUUAAGAGCUGAUUCUAGAGUACUUCCCAACCUAGGUGGAUCUACUGGAAGCACAUAUUGGCAUCCUUUGAAGGCGACUACUCCUUCCAAUUACGUAUUGGGGAACACUGGAACCACAAACCCGAACAGCUUGCUGAAGUUGCCAUCUCCAACAUUGCCAUACUUCGAUAACAAGCAAGUGGCUCAACUGGUUACAUAUGCUACCACCGCCCCUGGUGGAUCCUUCUACCCACAACCAGUGUACUACCACCAAGCACCAAAUUCAUCUGUGCCAAUGCCAAUGGGCCACACACAAUAUGCCAUUCCAGAAGUGAUAAACAAACCUACGAACAAAUGCCAUAGAUGCGGCACUACCGAAACUCCUGAAUGGCGUAGGGGCCCCAAGGGUGUCAGAACUCUCUGUAAUGCAUGUGGAUUGUUCCACGCUAAGCUUGUAAAGAGAAAGGGAGCAGCUUUAGCAGCCGAGGAGGUGCUAAACAAUAAAGUAUGUAAGGGCAAGAACGGAAGAAGGAUUAGCAUCAAGAAGCAUUUGUUGAACGAGAGCAUGAAGAACUCC
Messenger RNA from Scheffersomyces stipitis CBS 6054, 795 nucleotides. It is a transcript of the gene BRG1, whose product is annotated as GATA-type transcription factor BRG1. Gene Ontology annotation, molecular function: zinc ion binding; sequence-specific DNA binding. Gene Ontology annotation, biological process: regulation of DNA-templated transcription. The annotation marks the transcript as partial. The transcript is spliced from 2 exons. The record is from RefSeq and is a predicted model, not a curated record. Lineage: Eukaryota; Fungi; Ascomycota; Pichiomycetes; Serinales; Debaryomycetaceae.